AUGUUGGGUUGCAUACUUCUCACUUUUAUACAUGUAUUGUUUUGGCAACCAGGUCAUUGCCAGGAUGUGACUCAGCUGCCUAAAAUCAUCUGGAAGUCCGCGGCCGAGUCUGCAGAAAUGAACUGCAGCCACACCAGAGACAAAGGUCACAACCAGAUGUACUGGUACCGACAGCGACCGGGGGAGACCAUGACCCUCGUUGUGUACACGGUGUACGGUGGGAAGCCAGACUACGGAGAGAACCUGCAGAGCAAAUACUCAGCAGUCAAAGACACCAUAGAGACCGGAGCUCUGACUGUGAAGGACCUGCAGCCUGAUGACAGUGGCGUUUAUUUCUGUGCCGUCAGCAAACACAGUGAUGUGAGGAAACACAACAGCUGA
Messenger RNA from Xiphophorus maculatus (southern platyfish), 381 nucleotides. RefSeq names its product immunoglobulin iota chain-like. NCBI's taxonomy places the organism in Eukaryota, Metazoa, Chordata, Actinopteri, Cyprinodontiformes, Poeciliidae. Gene Ontology annotation, biological process: cell surface receptor signaling pathway. The transcript is spliced from 2 exons. The record is from RefSeq and is a predicted model, not a curated record. Gene Ontology annotation, cellular component: plasma membrane. The coding region runs from base 1 to 381 and encodes 126 amino acids.